Molecule: messenger RNA, 2017 nt
Organism: Peromyscus maniculatus bairdii (prairie deer mouse)
Lineage: Eukaryota; Metazoa; Chordata; Mammalia; Rodentia; Cricetidae
Source: RefSeq, a predicted model, not a curated record
UCCCAAACGCCAGAGGGAUGCGGGCGGCAGAGCGCGAGAGGCGGCGGCCGGGCUGCGGGGCGCUGUGACGGUCCCUCCACCCAGCCUAGUCGCGCGCCUCUCCUCUACCCGCUGGCCGCCUCCUCUCUGCCCCCUUGGUUCCUGUCUCCUGCUCCUCCUUUGCCCCAGCCCCGUUCCUUAUGGCAGCAGCUCCCCGCAUCCGGGGCGCAGCUUCUCAGCGGACUAUCCUUUCGCUCCCGGGGCUGAGCCGGGUCACUGGAUGUUGCUGAAAACUCCCGAGAUCAUGCGCUGCUUUGGCCGCAGCCUCCCCGCCGGCUGUCCCUGCCGCCGCUGCCCCCGCCGCCUCCUCUGCUGCCGUGGUCCCCGGGAUGCUCAGUAGCCCGCUGCGUGGCCCCCGCGAUCCCGUGUUCUUCGGAAGCCGCUGGUUGCUGCAGAGUUGCGCGAAGUAGUCAUGGUGCUGUGGGAGUCCCCGCGGCAGUGCGGCAGCUGGACACUUUGCGAGGGCUUCUGCUGGCUGCUGCUGCUGCCCGUGACGCUGCUGAUCAUAGCCCGCCCGGUGAAACUCGCUGCUUUCCCUACCUCCUUAAGUGACUGCCAAACGCCCACCGGCUGGAACUGCUCCGGUUAUGAUGACAGAGAAAAUGAUCUCUUCCUGUGUGACACCAACACGUGUAAAUUUGACGGGGAAUGUUUAAGGAUUGGAGACACGGUGACUUGCGUCUGUCAGUUCAAGUGCAACAGUGACUAUGUGCCUGUGUGUGGCUCCAACGGAGAGAGCUACCAGAAUGAAUGCUACCUGAGGCAGGCUGCCUGCAAGCAGCAGAGUGAGAUCCUUGUGGUCUCAGAAGGAUCCUGUGCCACAGAUGCAGGAUCAGGAUCCGGAGAUGGAGUCCACGAAGGCUCUGGAGAAAGCAGUCAGAAGGAGACCUCCACCUGUGACAUUUGCCAGUUCGGGGCAGAGUGUGAUGAAGAUGCUGAGGAUGUCUGGUGUGUAUGCAACAUUGACUGUUCGCAAACCAACUUCAACCCCCUCUGCGCUUCUGAUGGGAAAUCGUAUGAUAAUGCAUGUCAAAUCAAAGAAGCGUCAUGUCAGAAACAGGAGAAAAUUGAAGUCAUGUCUCUGGGUCGAUGUCAAGAUAACACAACUACAACCACUAAAUCUGAAGAUGGGCAUUAUGCAAGAACAGAUUAUGCAGAGAACGCUAACAAACUAGAAGAAAGUGCCAGAGAACACCACAUACCUUGCCCGGAACACUACAACGGCUUCUGCAUGCACGGGAAGUGUGAACACUCCAUCAGUAUGCAGGAGCCGUCCUGCAGAUGUGAUGCUGGCUACACUGGUCAACACUGUGAGAAAAAGGACUACAGUGUUCUCUAUGUCGUUCCUGGCCCGGUCCGGUUUCAGUACGUCUUGAUUGCAGCUGUGAUUGGAACAAUUCAGAUUGCUGUCAUAUGUGUGGUGGUCCUCUGCAUCACAAGAAUUGGUGGCAUGUCCUCGUGACUUCCUUAUCAUAAUCUAGUCCAGGAAACAAAGAGAUCAAGGACUUCUACCACAGUGACAAAGGCUGGCCAAGCAGCAGUCGUGAUGGAGCAAAGCACGCUACUGAGUGUUCUGGAUUGUGUUUACACUUCCUGAGAGAACUGUCCAUCCUGGAAGUCAUUCAUCUAACAGACAAAUUUCAGGUUUUCCUCUCAAUCUUUGAAUCCCCAGAUUGUGCCAACCUUCCGAAAGCAAGAUUGCCUAUUGUCCUGUGUCUCAUUAAAGGUCCUGCAAUCAGCGGGAUGAGAUCCGCUGACCAUCAUCAUGUGGACUGGAAAGAGGAGAAAAUAAACCAAGAGCCCAUCCUAAGGAAUCCCAUCAAAAAAAAAACCAUUAUAGUACCUUGUAUACUUCUUCAGGAUGAGCAAAGAAGUCUUUUCUCCCUGCCUUGUGGAUGUCUUGAUUUUAUACAAUAGCUUAGCUAAUACUUUGAUUGAAAAGACACCCCAUCCUCUCGGUUUAAUAUAAUAGCCAUUA